Messenger RNA from Ceraceosorus bombacis, 1298 nucleotides. NCBI's taxonomy places the organism in Eukaryota, Fungi, Basidiomycota, Exobasidiomycetes, Ceraceosorales, Ceraceosoraceae. The record is from the annotation of a GenBank genome assembly.
AUGAACACGAAAGCGGCAGCGGAACGUCAUGCUAGACAAUUGGUGCAGCUGCUCAAGGAACCUGGAAAUGACCAGUGCGCAGAUUGCGGGGGCAGAUCUCCUCGAUGGGCAAGUUGGAACCUGGGCAUCUUUAUAUGCGUACAGUGUGCUGGCGUGCAUCGAAAGCUGGGAACGUGAGUGGUGGCGAUGGGCGCAAGACGGGAGAGCGGGCGCGUAGGAGUGCAGAGAAGAGCCUGGCUAGCGUACGCCUUCUUCCAGAGCUGACUGCUGCUACCGCACCCGCACCCGCAUCCGCAUUCAGCCACAUCACAAAGGUCAAAUCGCUCACGCUGGACACUUGGACUAGGGAGCAAGUGGACCGCAUGAAAGAGGUGGGAAAUACGCGCAGCAAUGCCAAGUGGAAUCCAGACGAGAAGCGGAAUAGACCGCCUGCGAAUGUGGAAGAGAGCGAGAGGCACAGGUUAGUUGGGGGAGGGGAUUGCCCCCACGGUAUUUACAAUCGAGCUGGCUCGGCUCAUCAACCAUUCCCGGCUGCCUCUUACAAUCCAGCGAGCUUGAACGAUUUAUUGUGAAAAAGUAUCAGGGCGUCUUUAUGGAGCGCAAACCGCCGCCGGUUCCUCAGAAGGAUGCAUCUGCCUUGCGUCCACCACCUUCACCUUUUCGAGCUCGCUCCCCUUCGCCAGCUCAUAGCGCCACCGCACCAACACCCGCUCCUCCUUCAGCUCCAUCUGCGGGUCCGUCUAUCGAGCGAAGCAGGACCGCUCCGAUACCUCAGCAUGGCAACGUUGGCAGCUCAGCCAAGCCCACCUCGCCUCCACCUGCGCUUCCCACGCGCAGUUCCGGCUUGACCGUACCUGGUGGAGCACCACCACGAGCAUCUUCCAGCGCAGCGCUCAUGAACAAUGGCGGUCAUGCAGCAGCAGCAGCAAGUCCCGCACAAUUUGCGUCCCCAUCCGCUUCAACAUCGACACCAACACCCUCAUCCGCACUUAGCACAUCAUCCCGCUCGAGCGUCUUUGACGAUCUGAUCUCGUUGCAGGAAGGUCCAGCGCAGACGGCCCAACCUCCUCUACAGAUGAACCCUUGGGCAGCCAUGCAAGCUCAAGCAGCUGUCUAUCCCUCUAGUCCGCUAGGCACGAACGGCACGUGGACGGGAGCAGCGGGCAUGGGCUACGCAUCAGCAGCAGCAGCAGCUCCUCCUCCUCCUCCUCAUCACGCACCUGUGCAUGCUCAGACGUACGACUUUUCAAACCUCGGUGCUCAGGCUUUUGGACCUAAUGCGCGCAGCGCCAGCGUAG